CAGGCUCAACCAGUUGGAAAUGUGCGGUCCGUGCCACCAGAACGCAACCGGAACGGGUUUUUAGCUGCGUUCAAUAAACCGCGGGAGCACUUGUGUUUUUUUCGGACCAAUAAACCGAUUUGAAAACCCACAGCAGUCCAUAAAUGCCACAGCCCUCAGAUAUGGCCUUAUCACAACAUUGCUAACGCCUCUCGAGCUGGGGACCUCGCGAAAAUCAGAUAACAGCAGCAUGGAUUUCGAGGAGAUUCUGGCCAAGUGCGGCAACAGCAGUCGUUAUCAGUUCCUGCUGUUGGCACUCUAUGGCUACCUCAUGGUCGUCAUUUCGAUGCACUACUUCUCCCAGAACGUCAUCAGCUUUGUGCCCGAUCACUGGUGCUAUCACGAACAGCUGGCGAAUCGCAGUUUCGACGAGAUCGAGGAAAUAUAUUCGCGAUUCGAGUACCCAUCGUGCACGCGACUGGAAACCAUCGAUCAUAAUGGGGGGAAUCACACGGUCAGCUCGGAGAAGUGCAACAAAUGGAUCUACAAAUACGAUUUUGGUUAUCAAAGUAUGAAUACUGAGCUUAAUUGGGUUUGCGAUGAGGCUUACAAGCCCCGUGUGGGCCAGUCGCUUUUCUUCGUGGGUUCGGUUUGUGGAACUCUGAUUUUCGGAAUACUUGGCGAUAGGAUUGGCCGUAUCAAGGCCUUGAUUCUAGCCAACUGGUGUGGUUUCCUGGGCGACUUCUCAACCAUAUUUACGAAAAGCCUCGUGUCGUUUUCGAUUUGUCGUUUUAUCUCUGGACUGGCUGCCGAUGCCAACUCAUAUCUCAUGUAUAUAUUGAUACUCGAAUAUGUAUCCCCAUCGCUGAGAAAUGUGGGACUGAAUACCGUGCUGGGCAGUUUCUAUUGUCUGGGCCUAAUUGGCGCCUGUUGGCUGGCCGUUUGGGUUGGCCACUGGCGCAUUUUCCUGGCCUGCUCCUCCGUGCCGCUACUGUUGGUCACCCUCUACUACUUCCUCGUCCAGGAGAGCGCCCAGUGGCUGGUCACGCGAGGCGACAUCGACGGUGCCCUCCGGCGGCUGCAGCGCGUGGCGAAGAUCAAUCGCCGACAAGUGGCCGACGAUGACUUCAAGGCGUUCCGCAGCUACUGUGAGGAGCACUACCGCAAAGAGGCCAAGGAGGCGGACCAGAGCGAGGCCAACCUCUUGGACAUGCUGAAAACACCGCGCAUGCGCAGCACUGCCUUCAAGCUGUUGCUCAUUUUCAUAAUAAUCGUGCCCUGCUACAACACCAUUGCUCGAAAUGUGGAGGGUCUCGGCAUAUCUCCCUUCAUCAUGUUCUCGCUCAACGCCCUGACCCUCCCACCAUCCGGCUACCUGCAGGGAUUGCUCCAGGAUCGGAUCGGUCGCAAAGCCACCGCGGUCAGUUGGAUGACCAUCACGGGUCUGUUUGCCGCAGCUGCUGGUAUUGUCAUAUCGCAGGGCAGCAAUCGCAACGUGAUUCUUCUGGUUGGCCUGACCCUGGCCGCUCGAUUUGGCGUCUCCAUUGCCGAUGGGGCCAGCUCCCAGUUCUCCACGGAACUGAUACCGACCUGUGUGCGAGGAAGGGGCGUGGCAGUGGUGCAUGUGGCCGGCUUUGCCGCUUCAUUUCUCUCGCCCUAUAUCCUGCAUUUGGGCACGUACUUCAGGCCAGCCCCCUCCAUUAUUCUGGGUAUUCUUUUCUUAUCCGGCGCCUAUGUGUGUCUUCUCUUGCCCGAGACUCGAAACAAAAAACUGCCCAUGUCCUUGGCCGAAGGAGAGGAGUUCGGAAAGGGUGAAGGAAUAUUCGACUUUCUAGCUCAUCUAAGAAGAGCAGAAAGUACUGAAUUUACUGUGGAGAUGAGCACAAAGCCCGAGGAGGAGGAGGACAUUCUGAUGUCGAAGUCAGCCAAACAUUAAAAGCGAACUGUAAUUUCAGUUUGAUGACUCUUAUCUAAUUACAACCCUGUCAUGAAUCGCAAUAAAAAAGUAUUUUCUUCAUAUUUAGUUA
Molecule: messenger RNA, 2006 nt
Organism: Drosophila ananassae
Lineage: Eukaryota; Metazoa; Arthropoda; Insecta; Diptera; Drosophilidae
Product: organic cation transporter protein
Exons: 4
Coding region: 230-1915 (561 amino acids)
Biological process (GO): transmembrane transport
Cellular component (GO): membrane
Molecular function (GO): transmembrane transporter activity
Source: RefSeq, a predicted model, not a curated record